GGAGCGAGAGAGUAUAAUUUUGAUUAUACAAAUAUUAUUUCCACUAAUUGAAAGUAGCAUAAAUAAGCAACUUGUGGUGAUUGAGCAGCGCCAUAACCCACCAGAAACAUGGAAGGCAGCAACAUCACUCAAAGUCAAACCACCAAUGUUCCGUCGCUGAACACAGCUGAACCUCUACCUAAUAUACCUUUCAACCGCAUCUUCGCCGCAGCGUAUUUAUUUGCUCUUCUCGCAUUCUUUUACCACCAUGCACAAACACUCUACUACGCCACAACCUUUGCUUCUAUCUGCAUAACCCUCCUCUUGAUUUCCUCCGAUCUUGUUCUCGCUUUCAUGUGGGCUACUGCUCAAGCUUCGCGUCUAAAUCCAAUCAAACGCAAAGAAUUUCCUGAGAAUCUAAAUUCGGUGAUCGAAAGAAGCGAUUAUCCAGCUCUAGAUGUGUUUAUUUGCACUGCGGAUCACACCAAAGAACCACCGAUGAGUGUGGUGAACACAGCUUUAUCGGUUAUGGCUUAUGAUUAUCCGGCGGAGAAGAUUUCGGUUUAUGUAUCGGAUGACGGUGGCUCUGCACUCACUCUUUUUGCUUUCACGGAGGCUGCUAAGUUUGCCGCCCACUGGCUACCGUUCUGCAGGGAGAAUAACGUUAUGGAGAGAAGCCCUGAAGCAUAUUUUGAAUCAAAUUAUCCUAUUGAUUCUUCUUCUUCUGCAACACACCAGAUUGAGAAGAUUAAGAUACUAUAUGAAAGCAUGAAAAUGAGAGUAGAACAUGUUGUGGAGAGAGGGGAAGUUGGAGAUGAGUACAUCAAUUGUGGCAUUGAACGUCAGGCUUUGAACCAGUGGACCCAUAAAUUCACUCGUCAAGAUCAUCCUACUAUUAUUCAGAUUUUGUUAGAAAGUAAGAGGAGCAAGGACGUAAGUGGACAUUUCAUGCCUAAUCUUAUUUAUGUUUCUAGACAAAAAAGUAAGAAUUCUCAUCAUCACUUCAAGGCAGGCGCCCUCAACGUCCUGGUAAGAGUAUCGGCAGUUAUGAGCAAUGCACCCAUAGUGCUGACUUUAGACUGCGACAUGCGUUCUAACGAUCCACAAACUCUUUUUAGGGUUCUAUGUUACUAUUGGGAUCCUGAAAUACGAAAUAAAUAUGCAUACAUACAAUUUCCUCAACAUUUUGAAGGGAUCAACAAAAAUGAUAUUUAUGCUGUUCAAUUCAAGCGCCUGUUUUUAAUUCAAGCCAUGGGUUUAGAUGGGAUAAAAGGUCCCAAUUAUGUCGGAACCGGAUGCUUCUUUUCUCGAAAAGCUUUUUCGGGUGGACCGUCGAAUUUCGCGUUGCCUGAAGUUGAUGAGUUGACAUCAGUUUAUGCCGUAGACAAGCCUAUAGGGUCACAAGAAGUCUUGGCAUUGGCUCAUAAUGUGGCCGGUUGCAAUUAUGAGAACCACACUUCAUGGGGAUCUAAGGUUGGGUUUAGAUAUGGGUCAUUGGUUGAAGACCUGUUUACAGGUUAUCGGCUACAUUGUGAUGGGUGGAGCUCCAUAUUUUGCAACCCAAAAAGAGCAGCGUUUUUGGGAACUGCACCAAUGAGCUUCACUGAUUUGUUAACGCAACAAAAGCGUUGGGCCGUAGGUGUUCUUGAAAUUGGAUUCUCAAAAUACAGCCCAAUAAUUUAUGGCAUCAAAUAUUUGAACCCGCUCAUGACCCUCAUUUAUUCACAGUAUGCACUUUGGGCCAUUUGGGCUUUUCCGAUCACCAUUUAUGCAUUUCUUCCCCAACUCGCGAUCCUCAAUGGAGCUUCUAUACUUCCAAACGUUUCUGAACCAUGGUUUGGCUUGUAUCCAUUUCUUUUCCUCGGAGCAUACGGGCAGGAUCUUCUAGACUUUAUCACGGCCGGAGAAGGAACAUUCCAAAUGUGGUGGAACGAUCUAAGAAUAUGGGCAAUAAGAGGCAUUACAUGUUUAUUAUUUGGAUCUAUUGAAUUCUUUUUGAAAUCCUUAGGCAUCACAGCACUAGGUUUUAAUGUGACAAGCAAAGUAGUAGAUGAUGAGCAAACUAAAAGAUACGAGCAAGGUUUGUUCGAUUUCGGAGUUCCAUUACCGAUGUUCGUGACAUUAUCAAUGGCGGCGAUGAUCAACUUAGUAUCGUUCGUUUGGGGACUAACACAAGUUUUUAUCAAUGGGACAAAUUAUGAUGGAUUAGCUAUUCAAAUGUUCAUUGCAGGAUAUGGUACGGUGAUGAGUUGGCCAAUCUAUGAAGCUAUGGUGUUAAGAAAUGAUCAAGGAAAAAUGCCGGUUAGGAUUACUAUUACUGCAGCAUUUCUAACUUUGGCUCUUUGUUUAGUAGUUUCUUUCAUUUUCUAGUAAGUUUUUGUUUGUUGAAUAUACAUCUUUUUUAUGGUUAUGUUGUCAAUUGUUGCAAAUAAUGAAUACAAUUUUGUGUCGGUCCUCAUAUUACUUAUAUGAAUCAAAUUUAGUCUA
Molecule: messenger RNA, 2466 nt
Organism: Mercurialis annua (annual mercury)
Lineage: Eukaryota; Viridiplantae; Streptophyta; Magnoliopsida; Malpighiales; Euphorbiaceae
Product: cellulose synthase-like protein G3
Exons: 6
Coding region: 109-2349 (746 amino acids)
Biological process (GO): plant-type primary cell wall biogenesis; cellulose biosynthetic process
Cellular component (GO): plasma membrane; trans-Golgi network
Molecular function (GO): mannan synthase activity; cellulose synthase (UDP-forming) activity
Source: RefSeq, a predicted model, not a curated record